Molecule: messenger RNA, 892 nt
Organism: Seriola dumerili (greater amberjack)
Lineage: Eukaryota; Metazoa; Chordata; Actinopteri; Carangiformes; Carangidae
Product: high choriolytic enzyme 1-like
Exons: 9
Coding region: 18-824 (268 amino acids)
Biological process (GO): proteolysis
Molecular function (GO): zinc ion binding; metalloendopeptidase activity
Source: RefSeq, a predicted model, not a curated record
UCAGAAGGUCUGUUGGGAUGGCUCGCAUGUCUGUGUUCAGGUUCUCAGCCCUGGCUCUGCUGCUCCUGUCUGCCUGCUGCUGGGCCGACAGCGAGGCAGAGGAGAACUCAGAGGAGCUGUCUGUCUCUGAGCUUCUGGAGAGAGCCAACAGUAAUCUGAUCCGCUCCGACGAUGGUCCCAUCCUGACUGAAGGAGACAUCGCUGUCAACAGCGAGGCAGAGAAAAACGCCGACCCCUGCACCAGCCGAGGCUGCAAGUGGGGCAAGUGGACUGACGGGAAGGUCUACAUUCCUUACUACAUCGCCAGUCACUUCUCCUCCCGUGAGAAGGCCAUCAUCACCCGUGGACUGGAGUCCUUCUCCUCCUUCUCCUGCAUCCGCUUCAGGCCCAGCAGAAGCAGCGAUCGUGACUGGCUGAGCAUCGAGUCCAAGGACGGCUGCUACUCUUUUGUCGGCCGUCGUGGUGGGAAGCAGGUGGUGUCUCUGGCCCGUCGUGGAUGCCUUUACCACGGCACCGUCCAGCAUGAGCUGCUGCACGCUCUGGGAUUCAACCACGAACAAACCCGCUCUGACAGGGACAACCACAUCAAAGUCCUGCUGCAGAACGUUCAGUCUGGAAAGGAGCACAACUUCAGGAAGAUCGCCACCCUGAACCAGGGCACUCCCUACGACUACAACUCUGUCAUGCAGUACCACAAGAAUGCCUUCUCUAAGAACAACAAGCCCACCAUGCUCCCCAUCCCUAACGCCAACGUGUCCUUUGGCAACGCCAAGGAGAUGAGCCGCAAUGACAUCGCCAGGCUCAACACACUCUACCAGUGCUAGGAAGCCUAUCCAGAUGUUCUGAUGGACAGAGCCGAGGGAAUAUUGUCGACAUCAUCAUCCAAUAAAGU